AUGAAUUUUGGAAGCCUCAAGGGUCUCAACAAGCUACAUCUAGGAGGCAAUCAACUCCGACUUGGGAAAGCUCAUGACUUGAAUUUUCUUGAUUCUUUGAUCAAUUGCAGUAGCUUGCUGGUACUGGAUAUAAGGAAUAACCGUCUCAGUGGUGUGUUGCCCGACUCGAUGGCUAAUCUUUCGACCCAACUGACAUGGCUGAAUAUUAAAAGUAACAGGAUAUUCGGAAACAUCCCAUCUGGGAUUCAGAAUCUUGUUGGACUAACAGCACUGAUAAUGGGGCAGAACUUUCCAACAGGUAAUAUUCCCAUUGGUGUUGGGAAGCUUAACGAGGUGGAGGAACUUUUUUUGGGUACAAAUGAAUUAUGGGGGCAAUUUCCAUCUUCCUUGGGCAACAUCUCGCGACUGUAUGAACUCAUUUUAGAUGGAAAUAAUCUAAUAGGGAGCAUACCUUCAAGCCUCAGAAAUUUUACAUACAUGAAGUUCAUAGACCUCCAAAAUAAUAAUCUUAGUGGAAGCUUACCCAAACAACUUUUCAGCUUUACCUCUUUAAUUGAACUCCAUGUUGGAAACAAUUUUUUUACCGGUAACCUGCCAGUGGAAACCGGCAACUUGCAAAGUCUCCAGACACUGAAUGUUGCUAAUAACAAAUUAUCAGGAGAAAUUCCAAACUUGUUAGGCAAUUUUCUUAGCCUAGAGUAUCUCUGGUUGGAAGGGAACUUCUUUCGAGGAUCAGUUCCUUCAGCCUUUAGUACUCUACGAGGCCUUCAAUCCCUAGAUCUUUCAUGUAAAAUCAUGUCUGGAAAGAUUCCACAAUACCUGGAGAACCUUUCUGCAUUGCAGUAUCUAAAUUUAUCUUUCAACGAUUUCGAGGGUGAAUUACCAAAACAAAGGGUCUUUGGAAAUGCCAGUCAAAUUUCAGUACUCGAAAAUAGCAAGCUUUGUGGGGGUAUUCAAGAAUUGCAAUUGCCAGCAUGCUCUCGCCAAGUUUCGAAGAAAGGGGGGAAUAUCUCUUGCUUCAAAAGUGAAAAUCUCGAUAAUUAG
Magnolia sinica is the source of this 1044-nucleotide messenger RNA. Its product is annotated as putative receptor-like protein kinase At3g47110. Gene Ontology annotation, biological process: hormone-mediated signaling pathway. Bases 1 to 1044 code for a protein of 347 amino acids. The record is from RefSeq and is a predicted model, not a curated record. The transcript has a single exon. Lineage: Eukaryota; Viridiplantae; Streptophyta; Magnoliopsida; Magnoliales; Magnoliaceae. Gene Ontology annotation, cellular component: plasma membrane. Gene Ontology annotation, molecular function: protein binding.